Molecule: messenger RNA, 480 nt
Organism: Papilio machaon (common yellow swallowtail)
Lineage: Eukaryota; Metazoa; Arthropoda; Insecta; Lepidoptera; Papilionidae
Exons: 1
Coding region: 1-480 (159 amino acids)
Source: RefSeq, a predicted model, not a curated record
AUGGCCCCCAGUGUCUCGAUCCUGCAGGCGAACGUCAACCACUGCGUCGCGGCUCAAGAUUUAUUGAUACAGACCGCGGCGCAGUGGAAGAUCGACGUAGUCAUAGACGCUGAGCCGUACUACGUCCGCGCCCGUGAUGAUUGGGCGGGCGAUCGCGACGACUCGGUGGCUAUCGUCGCCUGGAGACGCACGGGCCCCACACCCUUCAAAAGUAUAACAAAGGGUCGCGGUUGGGUUCUUGCGUCGCUGGGCGGCAUUGCAGUGAUCGGGGUGUACUUCGCGCCGAGCAGGAGUUUUGCCGACUUCGAGCGGAUAUGCUCGCCGAAGUCGGCGCUCUUGUGGCCGAUGCACACCCCACCCCUGUUGUGGACGCCGGAGACUUCAACGCCAAAUCGAGUGCGUGGGCGCCGUGCGUGGGCGUCCCAAGCCGUGGACACGGCCGAGCAUACGCUGAACGCGCCACACUCACUGGCGCAAUAG